AUGUCUGUAGCGAAUAUUGAAACAUUUUUAAGAGUUGUUUUAACAUUAAUAUUUUGUUAUGCCACUCCAAGUAAUUUUCUAGUUAUACAAACAAUAUUAUCUAAUAAAGAAUUGAAGACAUACAAUACACUCUUGUACUUUGCUGGUAUUGCAUUCGCUGAUACUCUAGCAUUUUUCGGUUAUAUACAGAAUGCUAUUUGGCACCCAUUAUUUGGUACUGAUAUAGAACAAAAAUAUUUGGUGACAUGUCGUUUGAUUGCCUUCUACAGUAGAUAUGGUGUACAAACAUCCGCAUUGUUACUAACAAUAGCUACCAUUGAUCGAUGUUUACUAUUAUAUUCCAAACGUUGGAAAUUAAAUUACAGUCGACGACCAUCAUUAACAUUUUCAAUUAUAUUAAUCGUCUUUAGCAUUGAAUUACUUUUUCAUUUUCAUGUAUUAAUUUAUAAAGGUGGUUACAAUACCACAACAUACAACGGUAGUAAAACUGAACAACGAAACUUUGCUUGUUAUUUAAUAAAAAAUCUACAUUAUCAAUCAUUUUAUUACUCUUUUUAUUCUAAAGCUCAUCUAAUACUUUAUUCUGUAUUACCUUAUGUGAUUACAAGUAUAUGUAACAUAUUCGUAUUACUUAAAGUGUUUCAUAAACGAAAGCAGCAUAUAAAAACUCGAACAAGAAGUACACAGAAAAAUGUUACAGUAUUAAUUGUUUUAUCGUCAACAUGUUACGUCUUAUUAACAUUGCCCGAUGCUGUUUAUUGGGAAUUUUUUGGUAAAAGUGUAUCAAAUCAUCUUAAAAGAGUGAUUCCUUAUUGUAUUAAUAUCAGUUUGUAUAUAAAUCAUUCAUCAACAUUUCUAUUAUUAAUGAUUAUUUCAACAAAAUUUCGACAACAGUUAUGUGUUAAUAUGUCAGGUUUCUAUCGAAAAUGUUUUAAUAAUCGGAUUAUGCCACAAGUACAAAUAUCCUCAAAAGUAAACGCUUCUAUUAUAAUAUCAAAAGUAGCUGCAUCUAGUAAAGUUCCAAUGAGUAGAACGAUAAAUGCAAGUUAG
Molecule: messenger RNA, 1050 nt
Organism: Didymodactylos carnosus
Lineage: Eukaryota; Metazoa; Rotifera; Eurotatoria; Philodinida; Philodinidae
Source: the annotation of a GenBank genome assembly